GCCAUAGAGCAGAAUGUUCGUACCAACUGGCCUACGGCAAUUGCACGGCUUCCCGAGAAUAUGCAGAAGAACCGUUACUCAAAUGUUUUCGCCUACCCAGUUUUGCUUCUGGAGUGCAAGGGAAUGGAAGUGGACGUAGGUUUCCACCGACCGAAGGCUUAUAUUGCAGCGCAGGGCCCAAUGUCGUCAACUUUUGAUGACUUCUGGCAGAUGAUUUGGGAUGAGAACUGCUCAAUCAUCGUUAUGAUUUCCAACUUUGUUGAACGGGGAAAACGCAAAUGUGAUCAGUACUGGCCGUCUGAGGGUCAACAGUCCUACGGCACCAUCAGUGUUCGCAUGCUCUCCGAGACCUUCCUGGCUUGCUACGUGAUUCGCGUUUUUGACGUGAAAAACCAAAAGUGCAAAAAGGUUCCCUUAAUUGAACUCCUUUUGAUGCCUCUUCUGAAUACCCCCACUUUGCGCUCGCCGGUCUCCGGUCUCCGUGCGUUCCAACAAAAACUAGAUAUUCGCUGA
This is a messenger RNA of Dibothriocephalus latus, 513 nucleotides long. The record is from the annotation of a GenBank genome assembly. Lineage: Eukaryota; Metazoa; Platyhelminthes; Cestoda; Diphyllobothriidea; Diphyllobothriidae.